AUGGCUCACAAGGUCAUCUACCAGUCAACGGGCUGCUUGCCGGGGAGCUCGGCAGUGAAGAGCGUCCCCACCAACGACCUGGUGCGUCUCACCUACCGGACGGCCUACUCCACAGGCGUCCCUGCGACCGAGGCGUCCCCUCAGGGGAUCAAUGCCACCUUUUUGCCGCUGUAG
Durusdinium trenchii is the source of this 174-nucleotide messenger RNA. NCBI's taxonomy places the organism in Eukaryota, Dinophyceae, Suessiales, Symbiodiniaceae. The record is from the annotation of a GenBank genome assembly.